UCUGCCACAACAACAACUACAACUGCAACAACAACAAUUGCCAGCCCCAGACCAGCCAUAGACUCAAUAGCCGAAAGUACAGACAUCAGACAAAAUAUAAUGGCCAACAUGGAAGAGCAACAGCAACAGCAACAGCAACAGCAUCAUCAUGUGGAGUCGGAGUCACAUCUGGCUCAAGAUGCCACGACAAUGCAGCAGCAUAAUGAGGAAACGGAAGAGCUGGAUGACAGUCACAACCAUAAUGAGCCGCACGAGCACGAGUCCUUGACGGCCAUUGAAAAUUUUGACGACAAUCAUGAAGAUGAUGAGGAGCCAGAGCCAGAGACAGAGCAGCAUCAUCACAAGGAGCGUGAAGAACUUGAAUCUUCAGAUGAUGAGGAUGGAGAGGUCCAAACGCCACCCACAAUGAGCGAUACCUUCAAUGAUGAAUGGUCCUCUCUAGAUCAGGAGCAGGCCGAAGAUGCUGGCAACGAUUUGGAUAAUAACAUUGAUGUCUAUGAGAAUUUCGUACCCAUUGAUAUAUCCAAUGACAUUGCCGUCAACGAUGCAGCAGCUGCCGAUCCCGAAACCCGGUCAAUCCCGAUGCUGAAUUUAUUGAAAUUCCCACUGAAGUUCAUCACAUGAUGCCAAAAUUUGAAAAGCUAUCAAUGGGUCCCAUGCCACCAAUUGAAAUGAAAUAAAUCUUUUGUAUUUAUGUA
This is a messenger RNA of Drosophila willistoni, 698 nucleotides long. RefSeq names its product G-box-binding factor-like. The transcript has a single exon. Bases 100 to 624 code for a protein of 174 amino acids. NCBI's taxonomy places the organism in Eukaryota, Metazoa, Arthropoda, Insecta, Diptera, Drosophilidae. The record is from RefSeq and is a predicted model, not a curated record.